AUGGAACAAUCGAUGCCGUUGUGGUUAAGUAGUUUUGAAGAAGAAAUUGAUACAUAUAUCUUUAUCUCAUCAAGAGAUAAUAAAUUAUAUUUAGGUAUCUUAAGGACUUAUGAUCAACAUGGUAACAUAUUCUUAACUCAUUGUGUUGAAAAAAUUAUUGUAGCUGAAAAGAAUUGUUUUUCUGAUGUUUAUGUUGGAAAUUUAAUAAUUAGAGGGGAUAAUAUUGCUUAUUUUGGAUCUGUUGAUGAAGAAAAAUACUCUAAGAUAUUUGAUUAUUCUCAAAAAAAUACAAAAGAAAAUUAUUUAGAUAAUGAAGGAAUAAAUAUACCAAAUGAAAAAAACAAUUCCAGUGAAAAUAUGAUUCUUCAAUAUAAACCAGUUAAUUAUAUUUUAAAAUUUAUAUCAGAAAAUAACAAUGACUCUUCUAUAUUUGAAAAUUAA
This is a messenger RNA of Plasmodium gallinaceum, 441 nucleotides long. Its product is annotated as U6 snRNA-associated Sm-like protein LSm1, putative. Gene Ontology annotation, cellular component: P-body; Lsm1-7-Pat1 complex. Gene Ontology annotation, biological process: deadenylation-dependent decapping of nuclear-transcribed mRNA. Gene Ontology annotation, molecular function: RNA cap binding. The transcript has 3 exons. Lineage: Eukaryota; Apicomplexa; Aconoidasida; Haemosporida; Plasmodiidae. The coding region runs from base 1 to 441 and encodes 146 amino acids. The record is from RefSeq and is a predicted model, not a curated record.